Molecule: messenger RNA, 556 nt
Organism: Bombus pascuorum
Lineage: Eukaryota; Metazoa; Arthropoda; Insecta; Hymenoptera; Apidae
Exons: 4
Coding region: 1-519 (172 amino acids)
Source: RefSeq, a predicted model, not a curated record
AUGGCAGCUAAAAUAUGUUUCAAUGAGGCUUUGUACGAUGAAUCAAAGCUCAAGAAUUGUGAUACAACAACAUCACAUUCUAGACAGGCACAGGAAAGAAUUCAAGAGUUCAAUAGAUUAAAACGAGCCAGACAACUUCUUGAUGCUAUUUCUCUUACAAAUGAAUUACUUGCAGAUGGUUCAAAUGUAGAAAUAUUGAGUCUUGCUAAUACAAUAAUAAAAAGAUUUAAAGUCUUGGGUAUAUCUAACAUAUCAUUAGAAAAUUCCAGUCAAAAUACAAGGACAUCUAUAUUCAAACCUCUUCAUACUGGUAUUUAUCACUGUUGUACUUUCUGUUCAAGUGGGGGUAAGAAAGAAGCCACUUGUGGCUGUGGAGGAAUUAUACCUGGUGGAUAUAAAGGUUGUGGCCAUGGUCAUAUUGGACAUCCUGGGGUAUAUCAUUGGUCUUGCUGUGGAUCAAUCUUACGUUAUGGAUGUUGCCUCUCUUUUAAAAAAAGUAUACAUCAACUGCUGUUUUAAUGGUAGUGGUUUGAAAUAAAUUUUAUUUUUUCAUGAA